AUGUGCGACGGGCCAUUGGGAAUAUUCAUUGCAACGGACGGACAGUGGCUGGCCUCUCAGCCCCUCUUCAGCUAUCUUGCCACAGAUGACGUGGCAGCGUCUGCGAAAAACGUUUCACGUAUGAACUCGGUCUCCGAGUUUGGUCUCGCCAAUUUAAGCGCCUUUAAUUCAUUGAGAAGAACUAAUAGUGGAGCUGGCGAAACAAGGCCCAAGUCAAUUGAGGAACAACUCGUGAAUCUAAAGGGAUUGCCUUUAGCCACUCUUCUUUUGAACGAGUUUUCUGACAAGGAGAAUGGAAUUCGUGCACCAAGUAACAUUAAAGUCAAUGGACUGAGAUACGUUGGCUGGCCAACAAGGGUGCAGAAUAAUGCCGAGAAAAAGCAUAUUACUGGAUUCAAUCUAGUCUUCGCAAUCAAGGCUAGCUGCGAUCAAGAAGUCGGUCAAAGAUAUCAACAAAUUUCGCGCCACAUUUCUACAGCGAUUGUGGCAGAAGAGAAGCGAAAUGGAUUCCUGACUUCAGAAAUGAAAAAGUGGCACAGCUACCAACAGAGCUUACAAGGUCAUGAUGGGUUAGAGGUGCAAGCAAGUGGAAAAAUCUCCGAUUUGUACAAGAAGACCCUCGAUAAGUCGAUUCUUGGCCAGCAACUUCAGAAAUGCUUCCGGAUAUUGACGAAGAGGGACAUGUCCAGGGAUAUUUUCAUCGGGCAAAUACGAAUCGGCAUCACAAUAAAUAACGCUUCACAAGUGAUUCACAGGCUUGACCUCGAUUCUAAUGACAUGAUCCAGCCCUUCCAUACUUUAAUUCUUCUUUCUGAAUUCGCAAAAGACGGAGAGGGGAUCGAAUUGCCGAAUGAUUCCUCAGCCACUCUCUUUCGCAUGAUAAAGAAAAUUCAAUCCAACCGGAACUUGAUGGAUACGCAGCACGAGUCGGACGUUCUUCUCAUUCACCUUCAGGAAGUUGCAGCUCAUCUAGUUCAACAAGGCCUUGCCAAGUUGAUCUAUCCUAUUGACAAAAGAGCACGCUACGUAUUAAACAGGGAAUUCGAUUUUAUCUUGCUGGAAAAAGACGAGAAAAAGCGAUCUCGGGAUAAACGAUUCAAGCCAACAGCGCUAGUCGAGGAAUUCGAACAAUUCAAGCAGAUCUACAUGCAUGGUUGCAGUAUAACUUUCAUUGAAGUCCUGCAGAUGUUCAAAGCCAGCACGAGCGUAAAGAAAAUUAUUGCCAAAGUCUGCAAUUAUAUGCACAAUAUGGAGACCGCAGAAGAGACUGUAUUCAGUCUCAUGCGGUGGCUUAUCCUCAAAAACAUCGUGACCCGACAACACUUUCUUCUCUAUUUUCUGCCUCCGCCUUCUGAGGAACUUGAGCAACAAGCAGCCAGUAGUCCGUCUUCAAAUGACACCCCCGAGAGCGAUCAGAAAAUAGCAUUCAGUGAUCUACCAUCGUUCCUGACUCUUCAUCAGAAAAUUUAUGUUGCCCAAAAAUGA
Messenger RNA from Oikopleura dioica, 1485 nucleotides. NCBI's taxonomy places the organism in Eukaryota, Metazoa, Chordata, Appendicularia, Copelata, Oikopleuridae. The record is from the annotation of a GenBank genome assembly.